UCUGUUUUGUGCUGGCUUGGUAAAUCUAAGUACUGGAAUAUUCACCAGCUUUGGGGAUUGUCUGCCCCAUUCUUUGCAGUUCACUCUAAUUGAGUGACCUCAGCUGCCUCCCCUCCCGGGAUCCUGGUCACAGUGGACUAUGAGGGCAGCAUCAUCAGCCAAUAGAAGUCCCCUGAUUAGCACCUUUUUGACUUUAGUGAAGCUCUGUGAAGAGAUACAGACAGCCUCCGACACAGGAAACCUCAAAGUCAUGUAUGAUGGCCUGAAAAAAGCUCUAGGCCCCACUGUCAACAAGGUUGCCCCUCACAAAUUGCACAGCAGUGAAAUCCUUACAGAUAAAAGCAAGCAGUUGUCUCAUUGAACACUAUUCAGAGCUAUACACACAAGAAACAUACAUCACCAGCAAAUCACUGGACAAAAUACCAACUCUACAGGUCAUGCCAGAGCUAGACGUGGAGCCCACUGUAGAAGAGCUAAGAAAGGCCACUGAUUUUCUAUCAAGUGGCAAGGCUCCUGGAACAGAUGGCAUCCCAGCGGAAAUCCUCAAGUGAGGGAAAGACAGCCUACUACCAUAUCUUCAUCAUCUGCAACUUAAGUGUUGGAAAGAGGGUGAGGUACCACAAGAGAUGUGUGACAUAAAUCAGCACCACUCUGUAUAAAAAUAAAAGGUGAAAAGGGCAACUGCAACAACUUCAGGAGUAUCUCGCUACUAAGUAUAGUGGGAAAAGCUUUUGCAAAUGUCAUCUUAGUACACCUACAACAGCUGGCGAAUCGUGUCUACCCUGAAUCACACAGUGCGGAUUUAUGGCUGGAAGAUCAACUAUAGACAUGAUAGUUUCUCUGGGUCAACCCCAGGAAAAAUAGCAAAAAGCAAAAAGCAAAAAGCAAAACCGACCAUUGUACAUCACCUUUGUGGACCUAACCAAAGCAUUUGACAGUCAGCAGAGCAGGUUUAUUUGCAAUACUAGAAAAGAUAGGAUGCCCACCAACCCUGUUAAAUCUUUAUGUUCAUUCCAUGACAACAUGAGAGCAACUGUCCAGUUUGACAGGUCUUUAGAUAGCUUUGAGAAGAAAAGCUGAGUAAAGCAAGGAUGUGUUCUUGCCCCUUCACUCUUUGGAAUCUUUUUUGUACUCCUGAACUGCACGUUUAAGGACAUGAAAGAUGGAGUGUAUCUCCACAAAAGAUCAGACAGGAAACUCUUCAACCUGUCACGACGUAAGUCAAAGACUAAAGUCAAAGUGUUACACUAUCCCUUUACCAUAAAAAAGGAAAUUAAUCGGAAUCUGGUCCAGUGUUGGGAAUUUUAGUAUGAAACAUAUAUUCUCCUUUUAAUCUCAAAGUACUGAAUAUGUAGAUACAGACAAUAGAAACAGUGACUGCAACAAACAAAAAAACCCACUACACUCCCAGAUUCAGCAAUGUCUACGAGACCAGCAGAGGAUGUGUGCCACUACAACCAUUUUAAAUGGUUUUCCAUUUUAACUAAUACAACAAUAUAUGGCCCCCCAUCUUGCUAGCAUUUAGACUUAGAGAAACCUGUUUCUCUUUAUGCACGUGAGCAAUCACACAAUGAGACUACUUGUGUGCAUAAUGGGAAGCAUGUGCCUAAGUGGUUGCAGGAGUGGGGUCUGCAACUCCACAAUAAUCCUGUGUUGCUUAUUACACAUACUUGUGUUAGCCUUUAGAUGGUUACUGGGUUGUUUUCUUUAGGGAAUAAAGUGUACCAGUUGUGUUUGUUUGGUUAUCCUCACUCCCUCCUUUCCCUGCUCCAGGACAGGAAAGUGCUAGCAGCUUUGGCUCUCAGGUUGGCAGGAAAUUUAAAACGGCAGUGAGCCACUGUUUGGACCAACCCCAAUACAUUUUUUUCAUUGAUACAAGAGCCUAUUUAAGGUGAGAGUCCACUUGUCAAACUUAGACUCCACUGAAACCUAUCAGUAGUUGUGUAACCAUUAACAUUUGACAUACUCUCCAUAAUGAAGAUGCUGCUGAGUUUGGUUGUUCUGCUCUCUGUUUUUCUGUUGAUUAGUUCAGCUCCUCCAACAUGCUACUCAAGGAUUCUAUCUUUGAGCAAAGAAAUCAUGGCAUCAUUUAAGACUUUACAGAACACUGAACCUGUGGACCCCUGCGUGGAGAUGCUGCCCAAGCUCUACUUGGACAUACAUAAUUAUUGUGUGUUGGCAAAACUCCGAAACUUUGUGGCAUACUCCGCUUGCCAAAGAGUGCCACAAGUGAGUGCUCUGAAGGAAAAGAUCCGGAGCCUGUACACCAUUAUGAUCUCCUUCUGCAGGAGGGACUUAGUGUUCCUUACUGACGAUUGUGAUGCUUUGGAAAUCCCUAUCCUGUCUCCUACUGAUCCCUCUGUCAUUCAGAGCUAAAAGAAAGUCAGACCACAGGAAGUACCUGGGAUGGUUUAAAGGAAGCCAAGAGCCACCCAAAAAAUGCAAUCAACUACAACAUUAACAACCUUGUUCUUUUUCAAGCACACCAGCCCUAUUAUCUCAGGCCUACCCAUGUUUCUCAGCCUUGGCAGGAAAUGAUCUGCAUGCCUUGCAUACCUAUCAAGCUGCUAGCAAAACUAUGGUUAGAAAGCAUUUUAGUCAUUUGGCAUUUGAUGUUUCAGUUUAGCCAAAUUAGAAAGUAUGUUUUGUUUGAUCAGAAAUUAAAUGCUGGGUUUGUUACUCUUUCAUGAAUAACUACAUUCAUACAAAGAAAAAUAUGAUUCAUAUUUUAACUUAGUGGUUCCUCUCGAGGUAAACUUGCGAUUGUCUGUUUUUUCUAAAGCAAUUGGUAGAAGUGUUAGUCUGUAGUCACAGAUGUCUCUGUACUUUUAUAGUUUGUAUACAUGUAUAUUGAUUGCUUUUAGCGUCAACCUUGUAUGUAUCAAAAAUAACCCUUCAGCCAGUGGAAAUCUCAGUGAAAAACUAAAUUAAAAAAUCCUUCUAUCCAGAGAAGUCAGCAUCACAUCAUGUCCAUUUCAUGUACACACUGAAAGAUAUCAUCCCUCUAGCUUUUUUC
This is a messenger RNA of Caretta caretta (loggerhead turtle), 3016 nucleotides long. RefSeq names its product cytokine like 1 (gene CYTL1). Lineage: Eukaryota; Metazoa; Chordata; Testudines; Cheloniidae. The record is from RefSeq and is a predicted model, not a curated record. Gene Ontology annotation, biological process: positive regulation of transcription by RNA polymerase II.